Molecule: messenger RNA, 1256 nt
Organism: Lucilia cuprina (Australian sheep blowfly)
Lineage: Eukaryota; Metazoa; Arthropoda; Insecta; Diptera; Calliphoridae
Product: lipase 1
Exons: 6
Coding region: 1-1227 (408 amino acids)
Biological process (GO): lipid metabolic process
Molecular function (GO): hydrolase activity, acting on ester bonds
Source: RefSeq, a predicted model, not a curated record
AUGCCGCGAGUAUCACUGUCAAUUGGUGGAAAACCAUUUCUUUGGAAUUUUUUCGGUAACAAUAAUGUGGAUAAGGAUAUAGAUGAGACUUCGAGGGAAAUAGAUGAAAGUUCUCCGGCAUAUGAAAGACUAAAUUGGUCAACUAGUGAUUGGAUUACAAAACACAACUAUACAUUGGAACACCACCACGUCGUAACAACAGAUGGUUACAAUUUAACAUUACAUCGUUUGCCAAGACCAGGACAUCGUCCUAUAUUAUUAAUACAUGGUUUGUUAACCUCCUCCCUGGCCUGGGUUAUUAUGGGUCCUGCGAAAAGUUUAGCCUUUCAGCUGUUUAACAAUUACUAUGAUGUUUGGUUGGCCAAUAUGCGUGGCUCUCCUUGGUCGCGCAAUCAUUCACGUUUCACUGUUGACGAUAGUGAUUUUUGGAGUUUUAGUUUUCACGAAUGGGGUCGCUAUGAUCUGCCAGCCAUUGUUGACCACAUACGUAAUGAAUCAUCGUUUCAACAAGUUUUACUAAUUGGUCAUUCACAGGCCUUAAAUGCUAUUUUGGUAAUGUGUUCGCUGCUGCCACAGUAUAAUGAACGUUUACAGUUUAUUCAGGCUCUGGCGCCAAUAGUAUCUCUAAGGGGCCAAGUUAAAUUUAGCAGUGAAGAUGUUAGAAAAAUUAUGAAAUUUAUAAAGAACAAAUCCAAAUCCCAGGAAUAUGAAUUGUUACCCAGAAAAUUUAUGCUGGAGAAAUGUGUAAAAUCUUCCCAAAGAAAGGAGUGUGAUAGAUGGCUACAUUUACUAGCGGGUAGUGGACAACAAGACAAGCUUUCAAAUACUCUUUUAUAUGGCCAACUACUGCAGGGAGCUUCCCUUAAGGAAAUACGUCAUUUACAGCAAAUCUGGAAAUCGGGAGACUUUGUGGCCUAUGAUUAUGAAUCGGGAGGAAAUUUAAACUACUAUCACUCAGUAGAACCUUUAAAUUAUGAUCUUAAAAAGGUAACGGUGCCCAUGGUUUUGUAUUUCGGAGAAACAGAUGCUUUAGCCACAGCCGAGGGUGUCCAUCAUAUUUAUGCCCAUUUAAUGGAGGGCAUUAAAGGAGUCUAUCGCAUAGCAGCCGCCAAAUUUAAUCAUUUAGACUUUUUCAUUUCUGCUGACGUUAAAUCUUUGCUAAAUAAUCGUUUGCUGGAAGAUCUAGAUAAGUUUUUGAAACAUCAACUUAAAUACGUUAUCGAAUAAAAGAUCUGGUCAACAGCAUUGACAUAAUA